Messenger RNA from Trichobilharzia szidati, 1221 nucleotides. Lineage: Eukaryota; Metazoa; Platyhelminthes; Trematoda; Strigeidida; Schistosomatidae. The record is from the annotation of a GenBank genome assembly.
AUGCAAUCAUCACAAGAUGAUGAUAUAAGCAAAUCACCCUAUUUGCCUGUUCUAACUGACCAAAAUGAAAAUCUAGAAAAUUAUCCAACAUCAAUAGGUACUGAACAGUUUGCUAUACAAAAAUAUCCCUGUGAAUGUUGUGAAUGCUGUCGAAAUCAUCAUCUUUCUAUUACAUAUUGUUCACCAUCCUUGUUACCAGAUGACUCUGAUGCAGUGCUGAAAGAAGAAAAUAUCCUCCCGGGUACUUUGAAUUUAAGAAUAGUCCAGUCAAUUGAUAAUACUGAACAUGUACUAGCAGAGAAUAAAAUUUCCUUGAAUACAUUAUUUCAACCAGAUGUUGAAACACUGGAUGAAUUAAAUCCUGUGAAUGCGGUGUAUAAUGCAACUGAGCGAAAUGCCCUUUCAAAACAUGAUCCUCCACUGAAUCAGACAACUGCUACAAGCUCUAAAACUAUCCAACAUUGUGAACUGCCAUCUGUUAAACUCACUAUUACAGCUUCUACAUCAAGUCCACAAAAGUGUAAAUUCAAUGAAAGAAAUAAUUAUUGUAUGUGUGGUUGUUCUCUUGUUAACAAGAAUACAAAUAUGCAGCGUGAACAAACAAUCGGAAAUUCGUCUGCAGAAUGUCGAACAGAUGAGGAGUUUUCUAGACAGUACAGUACUGAGUCUAAAGUUCAAUUAUCACAGUCACAACCACCAUUGCCACUGCCAUUGUCAUUGCCAUUGCCGAGAGAAUCGCAGAGAACACCAACACCACCGCCAAGAUCAGAAACACCGACACUGACACCGACACCGCCACCAUCACCACCAUUGUCAAUAUCAAAACAAUCCGAACUAUCGAAAUCAGUACAGACUAUGACAUCAUCGACAACAGCUUUUAAAACUCCAGCAUUACUAAUACUGCCUGAAACAGAUAUACAAAAGUCGAGAGAAUCAGCGCCAAGUGUGUCAUCAACAAACAUAAUAGCAGCAGCAGCAGCACAGAAACACCCACCUGCAACACCAUAUGAACGAAUAGUGUGUAAUUGUUCAGUGAAAGCCAAUCACUGUCACUGUUCGAAUAGAAUAUGCACCACCUUCAAGGAAAUUGAACAAAUGCACUAUCCGUACAACUGUAAGCCAUAUAAGUAUAUUCUUUGUUCUGCAGAUAAAGGCUUACAACAGUGUGAUUGUAUAAUUCUGUGUAAUCAUCAUAACGGACUGAGUGUAAGUCGACAGUAA